This is a messenger RNA of Aureobasidium subglaciale EXF-2481, 2292 nucleotides long. RefSeq lists its product as uncharacterized. Gene Ontology annotation, biological process: regulation of translation. Gene Ontology annotation, cellular component: nucleolus. The record is from RefSeq and is a predicted model, not a curated record. The coding region runs from base 25 to 2094 and encodes 689 amino acids. Lineage: Eukaryota; Fungi; Ascomycota; Dothideomycetes; Dothideales; Saccotheciaceae. Gene Ontology annotation, molecular function: mRNA binding. The transcript is spliced from 3 exons.
GCACAACACAAUACAACAUUAACAAUGGCUGGAAUCAAACGUAAAGAAGCCCCCAAGGCUGUUGCCGCCGUAGGAUCUGGAUCGGAGAAGAAGCAGAAGCUGGCCUCGACAGGCUCGUCCAAGAAGAAGGCCGCCCCGGUCAAGGAACCCACGCCCGAAUCCUCCGACUCGAGCGAGGACGAAGAUGAGCUGGAUGAAGAAGAGGAUGCCAUGUCUGGUGUCGAGCUUGAGCAGGAGGGUGGUAACAGCGAGUCGGAUGAGAAGAAGAUCAGAACUGGUCAAUCAUCAGCAGAAGCACACGCUGCCCAGCGCGCCUUAGCAAAGGAGCGCAAGGCCGCCAAACCCAACGCAGACAUCAUCGGCCGCAGUAAGAAGAUUUGGGAGAGACUGCGCAGGAAGUCACACGUCCCCACCGAGGAGCGCAAGGCUCUUGUCAGCGAGCUGUUCGAGAUCAUCACUGGCAGAGUCCGCGACUUUGUCUUCAAGCACGACAGUGUGCGUGUCAUCCAAUGCGCGCUCAAGUACUCCAACAUGCAACAAAGAAAGCAAAUCGUCACAGAGCUCCGUACCGACAUGCGCGAGCUGGCAGAGAGCAAGUACGGCAAGUUCUUGGUCGCCAAGAUGGUCGUCGAAGGUGAUGCCGAGAUUCGCAACAUGGUCGUUCCUCAGUUCUACGGUCACGUUCGCCGCUUGAUCAACCACCCCGAAGCCGCCUGGAUCGUCGACGAUAUCUACCGCCAGGUCGCUACCUCUUCACAAAAGGCCCUCAUGCUCCGUGAAUGGUACGGUGCUGAAUACGCUAUUUUCGGAAAGACCAAGGCCUCUCAAGGUCAGAUCGACGAGAAGGUCACAGCAGACCUCAAGGCAAUUCUCGAGGAGAACCCCGAGAAGAGGAAGCCUAUGAUGCAAUAUGUUCAGCAACUCAUCAACCAGCUUGUUCAGAAGAAGAUGACUGGCUUCACCAUGUUGCACGACGCCAUGCUCCAAUAUUUCCUCAACACAACCCCUGGUACCCCCGAGGCUGCGGAGUUCCUCGAGCUGCUCAAGUCGGAUCUUGACGAGGAGAACGGUGGUGAUCUUCUCAAGAACUUGGCUUUCACAAAGAACGGCAGCCGUGUCGUGUGUCUGGCUCUUGGUUACGGAACUGCCAAGGACCGUAAGCUCAUCCUCCGUGUUUACAAGGAUGCUGUUGAGAUGAUGGCUCUCGAUGCUAAUGCACACACCGUUCUGCUUGCUGCCAUGGACACCGUCGACGACACAAAGAUGACUGCUAAAGCACUGUUCCCUGAGUUACUGGGCGAGAACAUCAAGGACGAGGCCGAACGCGAGAACCGCCUUGUUGACCUCAUUUCCCACUUGACCGCCCGUAUCCCGCUACUCUACCCUCUUGCUGGACAAGCUAAGUGGCUGGUUUCUGACGUUCAGAAGAACAUUAUUGCAGAGGUGCACUCUGUUCGUGAGGUCACCUCAAAGAAGAAUCCCGAGAUUCGCCGCGCAGAACUCAUCUCAUACAUGUCGCCCUACCUACUCCCUAUCAUCCAAACUCGCGCUGCCGACCUCGCAAGCGUCGGCUUCGGCUGCCAAUACAUCAGUGAAGUUCUCUUGGAGGCUCAAGGUGACAAGAAGGCAGCUUGCGAAGCUGUGAUUGCUUUGACCGAGGGUGACGUUACUUCCGAAGGACACAUUGCACAAAACGCUGCUGGCGGAAAGAUGCUAAGAGCAUUGGUCAGCGGUGGAAAGUUCGACCCCGAGACAAAGACAGUAAAGCUCGUCGAGCCUCGUCUUGGUUUCGGCGACAUGCUCUUCAAGUCACUCAAGGGCAAGUUCGUCGACUGGGCCACCAGUCCUUCAAGUUUCGUCGUUGUCCAAUUGCUCGAGAGCGAAGACGUCAGCGACGCAAACAAGAAGGUCGUCCGCGACGAGCUCGCCAAGGGCAAGAAGACUCUCGAAAAGGCAGCCAAGGGCGAGAAUGCACCCUCGAAAAAGGCACCCGUCGAGUCAGACGACAAGCAAAACAAGAAGAAAAAGAAGACGAGCGAGGGCCCGAGGGGCAAUGCAGGUGCAAAGAUUUUGCUUGAGAAGUUGAGCAAAUGAGUGUAAGGUCUCAUUCUUUUCCCAUGUCGUGUCGCUAUGUAUCCCUUCUGGAGGCAUUGGCCUCAAAAAUACCCAGCAGAGUUGUUACGUUUUCUCCUCAUCAUAUGUCAUCUACUCCGACUUGCAUAUCAUGUUGACUUACCAUCUUACGAAGUUUUUCUCGCUGUCUCCUCGUGUGAAAAUAUAAACCGUCUGUCC